Molecule: messenger RNA, 571 nt
Organism: Linum tenue
Lineage: Eukaryota; Viridiplantae; Streptophyta; Magnoliopsida; Malpighiales; Linaceae
Source: the annotation of a GenBank genome assembly
CCACUUGGGAGAUAAGAACAUUUGUCCUUUAUUCAUCAUGUAAAUACAUGACUUACAUAGGCACACACAUAUUAAUACCAUACAUAUGUCUACUCCUCAAAGGAGAUUACAAUACAUAUACAAGAAUCCUAAGGAUUCUUGGGGUCGAAGUCAGGAUCAGAGAGACAUUCAUCGGUCUCUAUGUCGGAGUACUCCUCCUCGUUCUCCGAUUCCUCAAAUUCCUCUUCUUCCCCCAUACUCUCUAUCGAGUCCACAUGGGUGCCCAAAUCGUCCACAUUAGGACCCAUUGAGUACCAAUCAUAGAUGGGUAUAUCAUCUAGAGUCCAAUAAUUGGUUGGAUGCUCUCCACCAAUGUCAUUAUAUAGCAAAUCCUCGCUAUCGUCAUAAAAAUCGAACCACUCUUCAUUGUCAAACUCCAUUUAGGGAGUAGAGAGAUCAAUAAUCUCAGGAUCCGAUUCAAUAUUGAUGACCUCUACGACGUCAUCGUCAUCUUCAUCAACAUUGACGGGGUGCUCCGGCUUUGGAAUGCUUCCAGCCAUCUUGUACAAUUCACAGACUGUCGCACGACUCG